AUGAAGUACUCAUUUCUCGAUUAUGUUAUUAGUCAAUGGUCGGCGUUGCCCCCAGUGGAGACGGCUGAUCUAUCUGGGAAAACAGUUCUUGUUGUCGGUGCCAAUGUAGGCAUUGGACUCGAAGCAGCGAAACACUUCGCACGUAUGCAACCAGCGCGGCUGAUAAUUGCUUGCCGUAGCGAGGGGAAGGGAAAGGCUGCUUUAGCUGAAAUCGAACGAGAGACCGGAUAUGAUGGAUGCGAGCUGUGGAUGGUCGACCUUGCUAACUUUGCAUCGGUGACCGCAUUCGCUGACAAAUUCGAGAAGGAGGGUGGUGAUUUGCAUAUCCUGGUCAUGAAUGCAGCGAUUGCACUGCCCACUUACCAACCCGCCACUGAUGGCUGGGAGACCAUACUACAAGUUAAUUAUCUGGCAACGUCAUCUUCUACACCUUCACGGAUGGUAAUUGUGUCCAGUGGUGUCCUCUACUGGAUUACCCCUGCGAAAGAGGUCUUGACCUCCCCGAACCCACUUAAAAUGCUAGGCACUGAAGAAUGGUGUAUCCCCGAGCACAUGCGAUCCCGGUAUUCUGAGUCAAAGCUAUUUAACCUCUUCUUUGUUCGUGCCUUGACGGACAGGUUACAAACCAUCACACCACUCAGUGCGGUAGCUGUGAACCCAGGAUUCUGUUAUUCACAACUACGGCGCGUCUGGUACGAGCAACCGACCUUUUCAUUCGCCAAAAUAGCGCUUGCUAUUCACGAGCGUCUCCUGGCGUGGACGCCCGAACAAGGGAGUCGUCAGCUUGUAUUUGGUGCGGUGGGCGGACGAGACAACGAAGAGAAUGUGAAAGGCGGGUUCGUAAGCUGUGGUGGCCUUGUAGAGGUCGCCGAUUUCGUGCUCAGCGACGAGGGUCGUAAAAUGCAAGACACUGUUUGGAAAGAGACAAUAGACAUUCUGAGCGGCGUUUCUGACAAGAUUGCUCCAAUAGUCCAGGACUAUCUGUAGUACCUUCCUCGUCCAUAAACUGACACAUGUAAGGAUGGAACGUUUAAUCCCGGGGAAGCAAUUCGCAUCCACGCUAUGUAUGCGCCCCACCUGAGCUCCACAUGCACUCCGAAUUGCUCAACUGCUCACUAUUAUCUCCGCGCGCUUGGUAGCGAUGCUGCCUUGUUCAUUUAUCUACUCCUGCUUUGGAGCUGAUUGCUCGUCUUAUGAAGAUGAGCCAAAAAUUGACGUCAUUCUCAAGAUCUUGCAGGAGCUUGCGUUAAGAGUGUCACUCACGUUCAAGUUGGAGCAUUGUUUGUGCUUACAGUGAGUCCUGUUUUUCUUGGAUUAAUCAAGAAGUUGCGAAGGUCACUCGAAAAGCAGAAUUUUGAGUGGCUCG
This is a messenger RNA of Suillus subaureus, 1366 nucleotides long. RefSeq lists its product as uncharacterized. Bases 1 to 987 code for a protein of 328 amino acids. The transcript is spliced from 7 exons. Lineage: Eukaryota; Fungi; Basidiomycota; Agaricomycetes; Boletales; Suillaceae. The record is from RefSeq and is a predicted model, not a curated record.